Molecule: messenger RNA, 1770 nt
Organism: Symbiodinium natans
Lineage: Eukaryota; Dinophyceae; Suessiales; Symbiodiniaceae
Source: the annotation of a GenBank genome assembly
AUGUGCCAGGAUGCGGCGAAGCUACCGAACGGCGUCAAGGUCCUGUACACUGUGGACGGCCGGGACCCUUUCCUUGCCGGCCAACGCUACAUCGGCCCCUUCACCGUCUCGCAGCCCCGCGUGCAACUCCGAGCUGUGGCUGUGGUCGGCGGAAAGCGGUCGCAAGUGGCAGAGUCGACCUUCGUCAUUUGCCACUGUGCCCUGCCGGAUGAGAUCGUCUUUGGUGUCCUCAGGGCUCAGCUGUUUCCAGCGGCCACGGACCUGAUGUUGAAGUACACUGGCGAGACCAUUCAGCUGCCGCCAGAACGGUUGCAGGCCAACAUCACGGAAGCGGCUGACCAAACGGCCCGAUGGGUGCAGGUAGACCUGCAUGACCUGAAGCCCAGGCACCAGAUUCGCUUCGACCUCGCGUACGCCACGGUGAAGGCGGCGGACAAGAGGAAGAAGUGGACCGACUCCAUCAUGAACGACAUUCAGAAGGCUGUGAGCGAGGCGCCUUUAGACUGCAAGGUGUUUGCGGGCUCGAUUAUCCUCGAGUUCCAGAUGACACGUGAGCAGGCGGACGAGCUCGCGAGACAGAUCCAGGACCCAAGCAGCUGGCUCCUGACGAAGGGGAAGAACCGGAAGGCCUUCCAAAGGGCAACCAUGCAGUCGGUCGAGGCACUUGGGCAACGGCUCAGCGCCACCAGCUUCCGCGAGGAGGUCGAGGAGAGAAUCAAGUCCAAGACCUUCAAGCCUCGGGUCGUGACAGUGGGUCAGGGCGACCGGGGUGCCAUCGCCUGCUUGGUGAAGGACAAGAAGGAGGCCAAGUGGAUGAAGAAGCAGCUCGACAGCGUGGUCAGGAAGCUCCUAGAGGAUGUGGAGUUCACAGAAGUGGUCGAGCACUCUGAAUACCUGGAUGUCGAUUUCAGUGUGGACAUCAUGGACUGCGGCAAAGGAAGAGGCAUUGUCGAAACCCUGCAGAACCCCGAAUCCACGACAAAGAUCGCAGAUUUGAUGGCCAUCUACGAGGGCAUCGACACCAAUGUCUCUGUGGUUAGUCCUGCAGCGUCACGCAAGCUGGCGGACCUUGAGGUGGUUCUCAGAUGGUCCGCGAAGAGCGCGGCGGUCAUGGACGGCCUGGACUGUAGCUGCUACGUCUUCGCUGAGGAGCACUUCCUGCAUUGCGCGAACUUCUCGGCACCCUCGGCCGGCCAGGAUGCCGCUCAGACUGGGAACAAGGACAGCUUCCACAAGGAGGAGUUGACCAAGAAGGUCAAGCGGGCCCUGCGACACUCUCCUCCCGCGAGCGAGCAUGCCCAGGAGGCGCGCAUGAUCGUCGACGUGUCAGCAAUGCCGAAUGAAGUUACGGAUUUGUACUUCGUCAUGUCGACCUUCGAGGCCGAUGACCUGGCGAACUUCACCUCGCCUUCCUUCUCGCUCAUCGACGUUGCGCGAGAGCAGGAACUGACGAGCUACUCCUUCACUCCGACGAAAUCGCAGAGUGCCAUCGUUUGCAACCUGAGCCGCCACAACAACGCCUGGAUCGUCAUGGGUGUGGGUACGCCUUGCAAGGGCGACAGUCGGAAGCCAGACGAGCUCCUGAAGAGGCUUGCCGACUUCCAGGGCCGCCACUUGAACUGGGAGAGGCGUCGCGACCUGGUCAAGCUCCGCGUGCUGGAGAAGUGUGGACGCAUGGCACGCUGCAGCGGGUCGGAGUUCGCGAUGCUCAUGCAGAUGACCAUGGACCUUCCAGUGGCGGUGUUCCAGUCGUUGCUGAAGUUCAUCUGA